Molecule: messenger RNA, 1542 nt
Organism: Astyanax mexicanus (Mexican tetra)
Lineage: Eukaryota; Metazoa; Chordata; Actinopteri; Characiformes; Acestrorhamphidae
Exons: 6
Coding region: 106-900 (264 amino acids)
Biological process (GO): regulation of apoptotic process
Source: RefSeq, a predicted model, not a curated record
ACAAUAUCGUCACUGAACUCCCACAACACUUGAAAUGAAGCUACAUUUAAAGACCAGAGUCUCCGGUCUGCUGUGGAGUUUAGAGGAGCGGCAGCGGGAGAGAGAAUGGCGGAUCUCCGUGUGGAUAUUCAGACUGUACAAGAGGCCAAUGGACACACUCAGACAAUUACUGAAGACAGCUUUGAGUACAGACUCCUUCAAACCUACACAAAGAAGAAAGGACCCACUUACACGCCCCUAUUACAAAGCAAUGGGACAACAGAAAACAAGCCUGCAUCACCCGUGCCAUCAGCUGAGUGCAACAAAGCAAAGAAAAAUAGAAGGAAAAUAAUUGCUUUUAAUAAGCUUUUAGCUUGCAUUCGGCCACAGAAGGAACACAGUAUUCCAGUGAGUAGUAACAUCUCCAGAAGUCGGGCAUCAUCAUUUGAGGCUGGCCCAGACACGGAAGUAGACGACAUUGUCAACAAGUUGACCAAGAUCUCUGAUUCUGUGCAUUUCCAGCCUUCUGAUCUUGAAACUGACAGUGAUGAUGUAGUUGAUAAAAUAGUGGAGAUCCUCAGAGAGCAUGGAGACAAACUCGAUGAGGAGAUAAAAAACAACCGUGAGUUGAUGCAGCAGCUGCAGGGAAUUCUCUCGUACAGUUUCUUUAAGAAACUGACCAGGUUCUUUAUUCAGAGAGUAACCCCAGAAGAGGCACCUCCUGUAAAACACCCAAAGGAAGCCCACAUCGCUCUUAUCUGUGAACUCACCAGCCGUCUGACAGUCAUGGACCGCCACCCAAUGAACAGAGUGCUGGGAUUCGGUGCCAAAUACCUCCAGGAAAAUUACACUGCCUGGGUCAACCAACAGGGGGGCUAUGGUAAAGUUUUUAGCUCAGACGAUGAGAAGGAGGACGAGUGAACCAGAAGAACUGUGGACUUUCACUCUCUGCCUGUGAUUCAUUCAAGCUUUAAUUUCAUCAGCAAGUCUUAAAAUUCAUCUCAGGGAUUACGUCACUUUAGAAAAUCAAUGUAUGCCUGUUUGUACUUCUUUGAAGAGCUGCUGGUAUCAUUAUGUGUCAAAUAUGUUGCAGGUUUGCACACAAAUUAAACUAUAUAUAUAUAUUUUUUUUUUGCAAAUUACAUACACCAAGUUCUGUCUUCAGGGUUUUUUUAAUCAUAGGACAAAAAUUGUGUUGCUGAAUUAUAUUCCAUUAUUGUGCAGCCAUAUGAUGUUUUAAACAAGUCAAACAAUUUAGACUGUGUACAUAUAAAGCUUUAUACAAAAAGAGUACGUUUGGUACAUUUUACUUUACAACAUACUGAAUAUGAUUUAUGUUUAUUUUAACAACUUUUGCCAAAAAAUGUUUUAAAAAACUGUUUUGGUCUGUCUUUUUAUUUAGGUGUUUUCAGGGUAGUGAAUACUACUUAUUGUAAUACUCAUACAUAUUAAUAUUGUACAGAAGAAGGUGGUUUGUGUGUGUGCUUAUUCAAAUCUGUCUGAUUAUAUGAAAGUAUGUAAUGUGUCAUUUUUAAUUUACAAUAAAUGUAAUUUUACAUUAAA